GACUGCCGUCUGAGUAGGUUGUGCGUAACUGUCGCUCCUACCCUAUUUACACACAAUUACUGUUUAUUUACUUUGCUUUGCAAUGUCGCAUGACGGAGACUGGAACAGAGAUGUUACUGAGAGGCUUAUUGAGUUAUAUAGACAGGCACCUUGCCUAUGGAAAGUUAAAAGUUCGGUUUACAAAGACAGGAUCUCAAGACAUCAAGCAUUAGAAAAAAUAAGUGAACAAAUGAAGAAAUCAGAUGCAUCUAUGAACAUCGAAAAAAUUCGUAAAAAAAUUCACACUUUGCGAAAUCAAUUUAGAUCAGAGAUGAAAAGAAAGAAAGAUACCCUGAAAUCUGGAACAGGUGCCGAGGAUUCAUUUACACCGCGGUUGUGGUGUUUCAAUAUUCUUUCAUUUCUCACCGACGGAGAUGAGAAACGACCAUCAGUUUCAUCACUGGAUGAAAUGGAAAUCUCGGCCAGCACUCCUAGUAUUUCAAAUGAGAACGAAACUUCGCUGAUGUUCUCUGAUACAUUUGAAGUUCCAAGUGAUGACUCAACAUUUCAGCAAGUGCAGUUGCCAGGCCUGGAACAUGUCGAAUGUCCUUACAAGGGAGACAAUUCUGACCCAACAGAGCAGUUCGAUUCAUCAGGAAGAGCAGAACAUUCUAUAAUAAGGCCAGCAGUACAACCCCAACGAGUGAUGAGAAGUCCUACACCAACAAGUGACUCAUCCACGUCUCAGCCAAAUGAACCGAAGUCUGUUGAGUUCAGCAGAAGGCCUCCUUUAAAUAAAGCUCAAAAAAGAAAGCGUGCGGAAGAUUCUGAAGCCGAAAUACUGCAAAUGGUUGCAACAUCACUCAAGGAAGAUGAACUUGGGGAGAUGACUUGGGGCAGAGCAAUUGGCAAAGAUGUAGCAAAACUUAAUAGAGAGCAAUCCAUAAUAGCAAAAAAACUGAUUAGAGAUGCAAUUUUCUAUGGUUCCUUAAAUAUGCUCAAACCUCUUACAAGACUUACCGAUCUUGAUUGAACAUAAUCAAAGAGCAAAACAAAAUUAUGAUAUCAAGUAAUUUACUAGUCGGUUUAUACUUAUUUACGUAGUAAAUGAUUGAUAUAGGUAGCAAAAGUUCAUUUGAGCCCCUUCAAAUAUAACUAACUUUGUUGUUUUAAGCGAGUCGCAGUGGCAUAACAAUGCAAUAGCAAGGUCAUUGACGUAUGUUCAAGAAAGGAAUUAUUUGUAUUUGUUCUUGGAAGCAAUCGAGAUUGCACUUUUUGUUUGUGUAGUGAUAUACGUAUAUAUAAAGUAUACGUGUAGUGAUAUACGUAUAU
Molecule: messenger RNA, 1311 nt
Organism: Hyalella azteca
Lineage: Eukaryota; Metazoa; Arthropoda; Malacostraca; Amphipoda; Hyalellidae
Exons: 2
Coding region: 83-1012 (309 amino acids)
Source: RefSeq, a predicted model, not a curated record